Pangasianodon hypophthalmus (striped catfish) is the source of this 7074-nucleotide messenger RNA. RefSeq names its product dihydropyridine-sensitive L-type skeletal muscle calcium channel subunit alpha-1. The transcript is spliced from 45 exons. Gene Ontology annotation, cellular component: cytoplasm; nucleus; voltage-gated calcium channel complex. Gene Ontology annotation, biological process: cytidine to uridine editing; calcium ion transmembrane transport. Gene Ontology annotation, molecular function: cytidine deaminase activity; RNA binding; voltage-gated calcium channel activity. NCBI's taxonomy places the organism in Eukaryota, Metazoa, Chordata, Actinopteri, Siluriformes, Pangasiidae. The coding region runs from base 8 to 5797 and encodes 1929 amino acids. The record is from RefSeq and is a predicted model, not a curated record.
CGUAGCGAUGGAGGGUGGAGGUGAGGUUCCCAUGAGCUCGUACAUCAUGGAUGAGGAGACGCUGAAGAGGAAGCAGAGGGAGAAACUGAAGAAGCUCCAGGCAACAGGAGGAAACCCUCGACCUGCUCGCUCGCUCCUCUUCCUCACGCUGAAGAACCCGUUCCGCAAAGCCUGCAUCAGCAUCGUGGAGUGGAAGCCGUUUGAGAUCAUCAUUCUUCUCACUAUCUUUGCUAACUGUGUGGCUCUCGCUGUGUUCAUGCCAAUGCCUGAGGAGGACACGAACAGCACCAAUAGCAACCUGGAGAGUUUGGAGUACAUCUUCCUCAUCAUCUUCACACUGGAGUGUUUCCUGAAGAUCGUGGCGUAUGGACUUCUCUUCCACGCUGACGCAUAUUUACGAAACUGCUGGAACAUUCUGGACUUCGUCAUAGUGACGAUGGGUCUCUUCACUAUAGUGGUGGACUUCAUUAAUAAUAUCAGUGGUGUUGAGUCUCCGGUGGAGCAGAAAGGUGGAGGGUUUGAUAUGAAAGCUCUGAGAGCGUUUAGGGUGCUGAGGCCGUUACGGCUUGUCUCAGGAGUCCCGAGCCUGCAGGUGGUGAUGAGCUCCAUUCUCAAGUCCAUGCUGCCGCUGUUCCACAUCUCACUGCUCGUCUUCUUCAUGGUGACCAUCUACGCCAUCAUCGGCCUCGAGCUCUUCAAAUGCAAGAUGCACAAAACCUGCUACUACAAGGGCACGGAUAUCAUAGCGACGGUGGAGAAUGAGAAGUCUUCUCCGUGUGCUGAGGCGGGAAACGGGCGGCGCUGUGUUCUGAAUGGGACGGUGUGUAAACCAGGGUGGCCCGGUCCCAAUAACGGCAUCACACACUUCGACAACCUGGGCUUCUCCAUGCUCACUGUGUAUCAGUGCAUCACCACGCAGGGCUGGACAGACGUCCUCUACUGGGUGAACGAUGCGAUUGGGAUGGAGUGGCCGUGGCUCUACUUCGUCACUCUCAUUCUGCUGGGAUCAUUUUUCAUCUUAAACAUGGUGCUGGGAGUCCUGUGUGGUGAGUUCACUAAGGAGCGGGAGAAGAGCUCUCGGAGUGGUGAGUAUCAGAAGCUGCGUGAACGUCAGCAGCUGGAUGAAGAUCUGAAGGGUUACAUGGAGUGGAUCACUCAGGCUGAGAUUAUGGACCCAGACCAGGAGGGUCAAGGUCUGCUGCCGCUGCAGGAGAGAGGUUCGGAGACGGAGAGUCUGUACGAGUUGGAGGGUCUAAACAGACUCAUGUACUACGUACGUCAUGCUCGUCGCUGGAAUCGGUUCUUCCGGAGGAAGUGCCGUGUCUGGGUGAAAUCCAAGCUCUUCUACUGGCUCAUAUUCCUGCUGGUAUUCUUCAACACGCUGGUCAUCGCCACGGAGCAUCAUCAGCAGACCCAGUCCCUCACCGACUUCCAAGAGAGUUCGAAUAAAGCUCUGCUGUCUCUGUUCGCGGUGGAGAUGGUGCUGAAGAUGUAUGCUCUCGGCCUGCCUGCCUACUUCAUGUCUCUGUUUAACCGUUUCGACUGUUUCGUCGUGUCUGUGGGGAUUCUGGAGCUCGUCUUGGUCCACAUGGGCGUCAUGUCCACCAUGGGCAUCUCAGUUAUGCGCUGCAUUCGCCUGCUGCGCCUCAUCAAAGUCACCAAGUACUGGACGUCUCUCAGUAACUUGGUGGCGUCUCUGUUGAACUCGGUGCGCUCUAUCGCGUCUCUCCUGCUCCUCCUCUUCCUCUUUAUCGUCAUCUUCGCUCUGCUCGGCAUGCAGGUGUUCGGCGGAAAAUUCAACUUCCCCGACCAGAAAAUAAGACGAAGCAACUUCGAUAAUUUCCCUCAGGCGCUCAUCACCGUCUUCCAGAUCCUGACAGGAGAGGACUGGAACAGUGUGAUGUAUGAUGGUAUCAUGGCUCAUGGAGGUCCUGUGAUGCCUGGGAUCCUCGUCAGCAUUUACUUUAUCAUCCUGUUCAUCUGUGGUAACUAUAUCCUGUUAAAUGUGUUCUUGGCCAUUGCGGUGGAUAACCUGGCCGAGGCUGAGAGUCUAACCUCUGCCCAGAAGGAAAAGGCCGAGGAAAAGAAACGUAAAAAGAUGCUCAGAUCUAAAGUGUCUGAUAAAGGUGAUGAAGAUAAAACUCUGGCUAAGAAACUGGCAGAGCAGCGAGCAAAGACGGAGGGAAUCCCGACCACGGCCAGGCUGAAGGUGGACGAGUUUGAGUCCAAUGUAAAUGAGAUUAAAGACCCUUUCCCACCAGCUGACUUUCCAGGUGAUGAUGAGGAGGAGGAGCCUGAGAUACCCACCAGUCCGAGGCCUCGGCCAAUGGCUGAUCUGCAGCUGAAGGAGACGGUGGUGCCGAUGCCUGAGGCCAGCUCCUUCUUCAUCUUUGGCCCACAGAACAAGUUCCGUAAGUUGUGCCACCGCAUCAUCAACGCCACAACAUUUACCAACAUCAUCCUCCUCUUCAUCCUGCUGAGCAGCAUCUCUCUGGCAGCUGAGGACCCCAUUGACCCGUUGUCCUUCAGAAACCAGGUUCUGGCGUACGCAGACAUCGUCUUCACCUCUGUCUUCACGGCUGAGAUCGUGCUGAAGAUGACAACCUACGGCGCUUUCUUACACAAAGGCUCCUUCUGCAGGAACUCCUUCAACAUCCUGGACCUGAUCGUAGUCGGAGUCUCGCUGCUCUCCAUGGGGAUGGAAUCCAGUGCCAUUUCUGUAGUGAAGAUCUUGCGAGUGCUGAGAGUCCUGAGACCUUUACGAGCCAUAAACAGAGCAAAAGGACUCAAGCACGUGGUUCAAUGUGUGUUUGUGGCCAUUAAGACGAUCGGGAACAUUGUGCUGGUCACCAUGCUGCUGGACUUCAUGUUCGCCUGCAUCGGAGUUCAGCUGUUCAGGGGUAAAUUUUACGCCUGCACAGAUCCACUCAAGAUGACAGAAGCAGCGUGCAGGGGGACAUUUAUCUAUUACCAGGACAACGCUCUGCACGAGAUGGUGAUCCGCAAGAGGGAGUGGAUUAACAGCGACUUAAACUUUGACAAUGUGCUGAACGGCAUGCUGGCACUUUUCACUGCCUCCACGUUUGAGGGCUGGCCAAAGCUGCUGUAUAAAGCCAUCGAUUCCAACAUGGAGGAUGUCGGCCCUGUGUACAAUAACCGCAUCGGAAUCUCCAUCUUCUUUAUCGUCUAUCUCAUCCUCAUCGCCUUCUUCAUGAUGAACAUUUUUGUUGGCUUCGUGAUCGUCACCUUCCAGGAGCAGGGGGAGCAGGAAUACAAGAACUGUGAGCUGGACAAGAACCAGCGCCAGUGUGUGCAGUACGCUCUGAAGGCCCGCCCACUGCGAUGCUACAUUCCCAAAAACCCAUAUCAAUAUCAAGUGUGGUACAUUGUGACUUCCUGCUACUUUGAGUACCUGAUGUUCCUCCUCAUCAUGCUGAACACCAUGUGCCUGGGGAUGCAGCACUGUAAUCAGUCGGAGCACAUCACUCACCUGUCUGAUAUGCUGAACGUGAUCUUCACUGUGCUUUUCACUGUCGAGAUGAUCCUUAAAGUUGGAGCCUUCAAAGCCAAGGGUUAUUUCGGAGACCCGUGGAAUGUUUUUGACUUUGUCAUUGUUGUCGGCAGCAUUGUCGACGUCAUUCUGAGUGAGAUUAAUGUGGCGCUGGCUGCACAGGGAGGUCUGUACUGUCUGACCGGCUGUGAGGAAGUGAACCCGAUGCAGGAGAUUGCAGAUUCUGAGAACAUGAGUGUGUCCAUCACACUGUUCCGUCUGUUCCGUGUGAUGCGCCUGGUGAAGCUGCUGAAUCGCUUUGAGGGAAUUCGAAACCUGCUGUGGACCUUCAUCAAGUCCUUCCAGGCUCUACCGUAUGUGGCUCUGCUCAUCGUCAUGCUCUUUUUCAUCUAUGCUGUCAUAGGCAUGCAGGUGUUUGGGAAGAUUGCGCUGAUUGAUGGAACGGUGAUUAAUCGCAAUAAUAACUUCCAGACGUUUCCGCAGGCCGUGCUGUUGCUCUUCAGGUGUGCUACAGGUGAAGCGUGGCAGGAAGUGAUGUUGGGAUGUUUAUAUGGUCAGCGCUGUGACCCCAAAUCAGAUUACCUGCCAGGGGAAGAGUUCACCUGCGGCUCAGGAUUCGCCGUCCUCUACUUCAUGAGCUUCUACAUGCUGUGUGCUUUCCUGAUCAUUAACCUGUUUGUGGCCGUCAUCAUGGAUAACUUUGAUUAUCUGACACGUGAUUGGUCGAUCCUUGGGCCGCAUCAUCUGGAUGAGUUUAAGAAGAUCUGGGCAGAGUACGACCCCGAAGCCACGGGGCGGAUUAAACACCUGGAUGUCGUAACUCUGCUGAGGAGAAUCCAGCCUCCACUGGGCUUCGGCAAGUUCUGUCCUCACCGCGUCGCCUGCAAGAGGCUGAUCUCCAUGAACAUGCCGUUAAACAGUGAUGGCACCGUGACCUUUAACGCCACACUGUUUGCUCUCGUACGCACGGGACUGCGCAUCAAAACGGAGGGAAAUUUCCAGCAGGCUAAUGAGGAGCUGCGAGCGAUCAUUAAGAAGAUCUGGAAGAGGACAAGCAUGAAGCUGCUGGACCAGGUCAUUCCACCCAUCGGAGAUGAUGAGGUGACAGUAGGGAAGUUCUACGCUACGUUCCUGAUCCAGGAGCAUUUCAGGAAGUUUAUAAAGCGGCAGGAAGAAUAUUACGGCUACAGACCGACUAAGAAUAAAAAAACCACCAAUGAAAUUCAGGCCGGGUUGAGGAGUAUUGAGGAAGAGGCGGCUCCCGAGCUGCAGAGAGCGAUUUCUGGGGACCUGACGGACGAAGAGGAGAUGGACAGAGUGAUGGACGAGGCGGCUGAAGACGCGAUUUACAGGCGUGCAGGCGGCCUGUUUGGGAAUCACGUGGAUCCGUUCUCACUGCAGUGUGGAGGAGCUGCACACACUCAGGUUGUGAGUCAGCGCCCUCUACAGAUCAGUGACACCAGAGCACAGGAGAGUGACACGUCACCCCGAGUCUCCGCCCACACACACACACACACACACACACACACAGUCAUGGCAGAUCAGGCGAGCAGCAGCAGUGUGAGACUCAGGAAGGACAGAGCGAUGGAGAGAAAGAAGGAGAUGGAGGAGAAGAAGGGAGACAAUGGGACUAACGAGGGUGCAGUGAACAGAGCGAUGAAUGGAGACGAAGCCGUGAUGAGCAACGGAGCGCCGGAGAACGAACAUCCUGAAGUGAUGGAGCUGCCACCGUUUCAGAUCAUCACCGGGGACCGAAUCGACCCCUUGUUCUUCAAGUUCCAGUAUAAGAAUGUGGAAUACUCGUCCGGUCGGAAUAAAACCUUCCUGUGCUACCUGGUGAAUGAGGUGCGCGGCCCUGGUGAUGAGGCUAUACUGCGUGGCUAUGUGGAAGACGAACACAGUGGCGGCGAUCACGCAGAGGACGCCUUCUUCCGUGUCGUGCUGCCUCGCUACGACGCCUCCGUCCGCUACGCCGUCACAUGGUACGUCUCCUCGAGCCCGUGUCCCUCCUGCGCCUCAAAGCUGGCCGAGAUCCUGCGAGAGCGCCAAACGCUGCGCCUCACCAUCUUCUCAGCCCGGCUGUUUGAGUGGGAGGAGCCAGAGGUGAGGGCAGGGCUGAAGGCACUCGCGGGGGCGGGCUGUAAACUACGCAUGAUGAAGCCGCUGGACUUCUCGUACACGUGGGACACGUUUGUGGAACACGAAAACCAGCGCUUCGAACCGUGGGAGGACUGUCAGGAAAACUACGAGUACUACCAGGACAAACUGGCCGACAUCCUGCAGUGACCGAUCCAAAUGGGACGUUUAAGAUUGGAGUUGCAGAUGGCUUAUCACUCUGUGUGUGUGUGUGUGUGUGUGUGUGUGUGUGUGUCUGUCCUUCAACUCUUAAAUUUACUUCGAAAUCCUGAAACAUUUUGUUGUAUCACAUUUUUUAAACUGAGUUAAUGUUGUGUGAAAAGAGUCUUUUGUAUUGCUGUUUAGCUGCAUAUUAAUGUUUAUAUAUAAUUUCCUGUCACAUAUACAGGAGUGUGUUGAUAAUCACACCACAUUUUAUCCGGGUUUACAAUAAAAUCACAAUAUUGUGUUAAGAAAACAGCAGAAGUUCUGCCUGCGGACGCCACGGCGGGAGUGACGGGGUUUAUUAUUCCUCAUGAUCACAGUAUUGUGCGUUUAAUCGUUUACAUUAUCAGCACAAGACUAAUCUACACACCAGAGUUUAACGCUGUAAUUAUCAGAUGUUUUUAUUUUAUUUUAUUUUAUUUUAUUUUAUUUUUCUACAGAUGAGCUGUCUCACCUUCAUUCUGCGCUUUGUUUUUAUUCUUCUUCACAUUUCGAAAUGUUUUAUAUGGUUUAAAAACAAUGCAGCACAGAAACGGAGCUCAUUUAGUUUAACUCUCUUCUAUCCUGUUUGGGGUCCAGCUAAAAAAAUAAAAUAAAAUAAAAUAAAAUCAUAUAAAGUUCUGAUUAUUUUAGGAGAUUACAGAUGACAGUGUGUGUGUUUCUGGUGCAGUUUGUGGAGGGUUUUUUUUCCCCCAAAGCUUCAUAACAGCAGAUUAAUCCAUAAUUAUAACCAGAGAGAAGGGAAGCCCCUGUUUAAUAAAGCAGAACGAGCACAGAGAGAGAGAGAGAGAGAGAGAGAGAGAGAGAGAGAGGAGUGUUAACAGGAUGAACAGGAAGCUGUGACCAAAUAUGGAUAUAAGGAAACACGUGACAGACACAGCUAAUUAAAGAGCAGUAAAGAGCAAAAUGGGACAAAGUGUGAGAGUGUAAUCAGGAAUCAUCUGUAAGUGAAUUACAGUCUUAUUAAAAGGAAGUUGUGAAGUGUGAUAAGCUCAAUCAAUCAAUCAAUCAAUCAAUCAUUCAUUCAUUCAUUCAUUCAUUCAUUCAAUCAAUCAAUCAAUCAGUCACCACAUUUUACAAUGAAAUUUAAUUUACAUUUAAUUUUAUACAUUUCCUUUUCACUUCAGUUCAUAGUGCCACAUAAUGAAGUCACAGUUUUCAUUUUACAUGAAUAAUAAUAUUUUCUAUCACACAGAAUAAACCCUGUAUGUGAGUGAAAGACA